UUCAUCAUUCAGCUGCUGAUUUUUGGUUGGACUCGAGCCUGUACUGUACUGAAAUUAGAGCUGUUUCACACAUGAUGAUACGGCUGUGUGUAAGCUGGCUGUUUUUUUUGUUGGGAGUGCAGCUUGUUUUGGCUCAGCUGGGCAAACUUGACGAUGCUGCUGAUGAUGAUGUUGAUUUAGAAGACAAGAGAAAUGGAAGAAACAAAAAUAAACCAAUCACCUCUAAUGUCAUCCCAAAAAACAAUGAUGUGGACUGUACUUUGGAACUGGCAUUUUUGGUGGACAGUUCAGAAAGCGCCAAAGACAACCAUGCUCAAGAGAAGCAUUUUGUUACUGAUCUCGUUAGCCGGAUCCGAAACAUCCAUCUCCAAACUGGACAGGGCUUGAAAUUCAGAACUGCUCUCCUUCAGUACAGCAGUCAUGUGAUCAUCGAACAGUCCCUCAAAGAUUGGAGGGGUGUGCACACCUUCCAGGAUCACAUCGAGCCCAUGCCUUACAUAGGGCAUGGUACCUAUACCACCUACGCCAUCACCAACCUCACACGCAUUUACCUGGAGGAGUCUGGCCCUGACAGCGUGAAGGUGGCCAUUCUGCUGUACGAUGGCAAGUCGCAUCCCAAGAAUCCCGAUAUCUUCUCUGCUUUAGCUGAUGCUAAGAACCAAGGGAUUAAAUUCUUCACAGUGGGAUUCACAUCCGCUGCCAAUGUGGAACAGCUGCGGCUCCUGGCCAGUCCUCCAGCCGCCCGCUACGUACACAACCUACAGGACAAGGGCGUCGUGGACAAGAUCGUCAAAGAGAUUACUGAGGUGGCUAAUGAAGUGUGCCCUCUUUCCCCAAAAUGCACUUGUGAGAAAGGAGAGCGAGGACCCAGCGGACCACCUGGUAAAAAGGGUCGUCCUGGAGAAGAUGGAAGUCCAGGAACUAAAGGACAAAAGGGAGAGAGUGGAUUCAGCGGUCCUCCUGGACGAGACGGGACAGAGGGGAAACCUGGAUACAAAGGAGAAAAGGGUGAGCGAGGGGAGUGUGGGACACCAGGAGUCAAAGGAGACAGAGGUCCGGAGGGCCCUGUUGGUAUCAGAGGAAGCAGAGGACUGCAGGGUUUGCCUGGACCUAAUGGAGACAUUGGCCCUGAGGGCCCACCAGGCAAAAAAGGCGAGAGAGGUUUUCCCGGACCGCCAGGAAUACAGGGCGAGACUGGCUUUGGGCUUCCUGGACCAAAGGGUGAUGUGGGGUUUCAGGGCAGAAUGGGUCCUCCUGGGCCUCCUGGGCUUGGCGAGCCGGGCCAACCGGGGCCACAAGGGCCGCAGGGUUUGCCAGGAGAGAAGGGCCCUCCAGGAGAGGGUUUACCAGGACCAAAGGGUGAGAGGGGUCUGGAGGGGCAGAGAGGACCCAGAGGACCAGUAGGUCCUGGCAUUAGAGGAGACAAGGGUGAUAUUGGUCCUCCUGGUCUUCAAGGACCAGUGGGGCUUCCUGGAGCAGGGAUCCAAGGAGAGAAGGGUGUGGAAGGACCACGUGGACCCCCGGGAAGCAGAGGCCCAGUGGGUGAGGGCUACCCUGGACCAAAGGGUGAUCAAGGUUUACCAGGUGAGAUCGGUGAACCGGGAGAGAGAGGAGCAGGCGAACCGGGAGCUAAAGGGGAACCUGGUGCUCCAGGGUUAUCAGGAUUACCAGGUUUACCAGGAGAAGAUGGAGCUCCAGGGCAGAAGGGAGAACCAGGAGCCCCUGGGUUGAGGGGCCCUGAAGGAACAGCAGGAGUGGGCAUCCAGGGUGAAAAAGGUGAUCAGGGUCAGCGGGGAAUCCGUGGGUUAGCAGGGCCACCGGGAAUAGCCGGACCCUCAGGGUCAAAGGGAGAGCCUGGCACCCCUGGGAGACUGGGAUUACCUGGACUACUGGGACGUGCUACAACAGGACCAAAAGGUGACGUAGGCCCGCCAGGUCCAUCUGGUCCAAUAGGAGAGACGGGAUAUGGACUUCCUGGACCAAAGGGUGAUCGUGGUGACCCAGGUCCUUCUGGUCUAAGUGGAGCAAAAGGGGAUGGCUAUCCAGGUCCCUUAGGGCCUCCUGGUCUUCCUGGUCUUCCAGGAGAACCUGGUCCAGAGGGCAUAGGGAUACCUGGACCAAAGGGCGAUAUUGGCUUCAGAGGUUUACCGGGCCCACCUGGACCUCCAGGGGAAGGACUACAAGGACCACCUGGCAACAUGGGAAGACCAGGACCUCCUGGACCGACUGGGCCACCAGGACAAGGCCUACAGGGUCCAAAGGGUGAUCAGGGGUCACAGGGUGUGAGCGGGCCAAGAGGACCUCCUGGAGAAGGAAUGCCCGGGUCAGAGGGGGAUCGUGGAGGUCAGGGUGAGAGGGGGAUGAAGGGGGUUAAAGGUGAUAUGGGAGAUCCUGGCAUUCCUGGACAAACAGGUAGACCAGGAAUCAAAGGAGAAUCUGGACUAACAAGGGACGAUAUAAUCCGAAUGAUCCGGGAGAUUUGUGGCUGUGGAGUCAAGUGUAAAGAGCGUCCCAUGGAGCUGGUGUUUGUGAUUGACAGCUCUGAAAGCGUCGGGCCUGAAAACUUUGAGAUCAUCAAGGACUUUGUGGCUGCAUUAGUUGACAGACUCACCAUAGACCGUAAUGCCACCCGAGUCGGCCUCGUUUUGUACAGCUUAGAGGUCCAGCUUGAGUUCAACCUCGCUCGCUACAUGACCAAACAAGAUGUCAAACAAGCGAUACGCAGGGUUCACUACAUCGGCGAGGGAACAUACACCGGCUCUGCCAUCCGCAAAGCAACUCAAGAAGCAUUUUACAGUGCAAGGACUGGGGUGAGGAAGGUUGCCAUUGUCAUCACAGACGGACAAACAGAUAAACGGGAGCCUGUGAAGCUGGAAAUCGCUGUCAGGGAGGCGCAUGCAGCCAAUAUUGAGAUGUACGCUCUGGGGAUUGUUAACAUUAGUGAUCCCACACAGGAAGAGUUUCUCCAGGAGCUCAAUCUCAUUGCGUCGGACCCUGACAGUGAGCACAUGUUCUACAUAGACCACUUCAACACCUUGCCAGCUCUGGAGUCCAAACUGGUCAAUCAGCUCUGUGAGGAUGAAAAUGGAGCACUUAUCUUCAGUCGCAUUAAUGGUUUUGAAAAUGGAUAUGGUAUUAAUGGCAACCGCAUCAAUGGUAAUGGCAGGUACAGUUAUGGCACAAAUGUAAAUCAAGUCCACAGAGAGAACACGGGAACACACUCUGGGAUGAACACUGUCACUCAUAAGAGCGGCAGAGGAGGCACGUUUGCUCCAACAGCUGGUCCAGACAUUAAUGAGGAGGUUAAACUUGCACCUGAGACACCAGACACAAACACUUCAGAGCAGAGCAGCGGUAGAGGAGAUACUCCAACAGUCACUGGAACAUCCACACACAGCAGACCUUCAUCAGGGACAACAUCAUCAUCAUCAUCAUCAUCAUCAACGUCAACAACUGUGAACACGUCAACCUCAGUGCGAUAUAUACCAGCACCACGUCCACCAUUACCUAAAGAAGUUGUAUCUCUGGACCCCCGUUGUGAGCUGAUCCUGGAUCAGGGCCCUUGUCGGGACUAUAACAUCCGCUGGUACUACGACCGGCAGGCCAAAGCCUGCGCUCAGUUCUGGUACGGAGGCUGUGACGGGAACCGUAACCGCUUUGACACAGAAGAAGAGUGCAAAAAGACUUGUGUUGCUGUGAGAGCAGGAGGCUGAUAUCCAUUAUGGAUACUUUUCCUUUUGUCUGUAAUUCCUCACACUCCAAUACGAUGGACCUGCACUGAAAUACACAAAGUAUAUGAAAAAUGGGUUGGACAGGAGAUUUCAAUGAGAGUAGCUAGUUGAUGAAGCACAGUACUUUUCAUAUCACAACCUGCAGAACUGUGAAGAAGCAAUACUGUAAUAUUGUACACUCAUAGUUACACAACAUUCUUGAAUUGGCAUUAAUGUAAUAAAUGAAAUGUAAUCUUGAUUUUGAGAACUAAUGUUGUCAGUAUCAGUGUAA
Messenger RNA from Sinocyclocheilus anshuiensis, 4002 nucleotides. It is a transcript of the gene col28a2b, whose product is annotated as collagen, type XXVIII, alpha 2b. The transcript is spliced from 36 exons. Gene Ontology annotation, biological process: extracellular matrix organization. The coding region runs from base 72 to 3713 and encodes 1213 amino acids. The record is from RefSeq and is a predicted model, not a curated record. NCBI's taxonomy places the organism in Eukaryota, Metazoa, Chordata, Actinopteri, Cypriniformes, Cyprinidae. Gene Ontology annotation, molecular function: extracellular matrix structural constituent conferring tensile strength; serine-type endopeptidase inhibitor activity.